Molecule: messenger RNA, 2375 nt
Organism: Silurus meridionalis
Lineage: Eukaryota; Metazoa; Chordata; Actinopteri; Siluriformes; Siluridae
Gene: g6pd
Product: glucose-6-phosphate dehydrogenase
Exons: 12
Coding region: 777-2330 (517 amino acids)
Biological process (GO): glucose metabolic process; pentose-phosphate shunt, oxidative branch
Cellular component (GO): cytosol
Molecular function (GO): glucose-6-phosphate dehydrogenase activity; NADP binding
Source: RefSeq, a predicted model, not a curated record
AUAUGAGGGAGUGUCUGGGAGUGGUAGUGAUGUGGAGGACAUGUAAUAAUGUUUAAUGAGUAACGAAAAAAAAAAAAUCGGUCACACUGGUUAUACUUCAUCUGGGGUCAGUGAUUUGAAUGAAAAAUAGGGUGAUUUUAUUAAAUUAAGAAUUUGUGGUUUUAAUUUCCAUUCAUGAAAAACAAAAUUGUAAAAUAGAAGACUUUUGUCUAGUCAUUGUAUUUUACUUUUUAUAUUAUUUAUUUUACUUUUAUUUUGUUCUUGUUGUUCUUGUUUUAUUUAGUUUUUUUGGUUUUGUGUCUGAUUUCCCAUUUCAGUUGUUAAAAUGCAUUUGUAGCUUGCCAUGACGUCACCCGCGUUGGUCUCCGCUCCGACGGAUCCUAUUGGUCAGAAUUCCACGACCCGACAAAUCCGAUUGGCCGGAAAUCCGUUAUGGCUUUUCACGGAAUACUCCUCGUGCGGCUUGAGCGUGUCGCCCAUGCUCGUGCACGCUGCCAGAAAACCAGCUUUCCUUCACGCGUUUAGAUAUUGAAUGCAGAAACGGAGAAAUCGGUCGCUGUAUGAAAUCCGCGGUUCGCUGCGGUGCACUAAUCGGCGGAUUAUCUCCACCAGCGUUAUCUUUAUACCUACAUGGUGGCACGAGCGCCUUUUUUGUUGCACGUUUCCAUAAAUAUUGUUUUGAGUGGGGGUGUGUGUGUGGUGUAGAUCCGCUCGCGCGGGUGUGUGUUUGUUUCGCUUUCAUUCCGCGUGUGCAGUCGCGCUCGUGCUUCUAAAGGAUGAGUUUGUUAGCGCGAUCUCAGUCCCAGGUGUUUGGAGAAAUUCGGAAGGAGCUCUAUGAUGAGCACGACUUCCGACAAGUUACUCAUGUGUUCGUGAUCAUGGGAGCAUCGGGGGAUCUUGCCAAGAAGAAGAUCUACCCAACACUUUGGUGGCUUUUUAAGGAUGGACUACUACCAGAGGAGACCUACUUUGUCGGGUUUGCUCGUUCCAAGCUGACGGUGGAUGACAUCCGCGCCGCCUCGUUACCGUAUAUGAAGGCGAAGGACACGGAUACCGAGCGUCUCUCAGCGUUUUUCCAGAGGAACUCGUACCUGGCUGGACGCUAUACAGAGGAAGAGUGUUUCUUACAGCUGCGGUCCCAUCUGAACUCUUUGUGCCAUGGUACCAGCGCCAACUAUAUCUUCUACUUGGCACUGCCACCCACCGUCUAUCACGUCGUCACCACCAACAUCCAGCACUGCGUGAGCAACAAGGGUUGGAGCAGGCUGAUUGUAGAGAAACCUUUUGGCCGGGACCUGCAGAGCUCGGAGGAAUUGUCGGCACACCUCUCUUCCCUCUUCAGCGAGGAUCAGAUCUACCGCAUAGACCAUUACCUGGGCAAGGAGAUGGUGCAGAACCUCAUGGUCCUCAGGUUUGGGAACAGAAUUUUCGGCCCGAUUUGGAACAGGGACAGCGUGGCCUCUGUCGUUCUCACGUUCAAGGAACCCUUUGGAACCUAUGGGAGAGGAGGAUACUUUGAUGACUUUGGUAUUAUCCGUGACGUCAUGCAAAAUCAUCUUCUCCAGAUGCUCUCCUUGGUUGCCAUGGAGAAGCCUGCUUCAACCAACUCGGAUGACGUGAGAAAUGAGAAGGUGAAGGUGCUGAAGUGCAUCGCGCCGGUGUCUCUACGUGAUGUCGUGCUGGGGCAGUACGAGGGCAAUCCUGAUGGGGAAGGGGAGGCUAAACUGGGAUAUCUGGACGACUCGACUGUUCCUGAAGGCUCCCACACGGCUACUUUCGCCUCUGCGGUACUUUACGUCCAUAACGAACGCUGGGAAGGGGUUCCGUUCAUUCUGCGCUGUGGAAAGGCAUUGAACGAGCGCAAGGCCGAGAUGAGGCUGCAGUUCACCGACGUUCCGGGUGACAUCUUUAAUUCGCAGUGCCAGAGGAACGAGCUGGUGAUGCGCGUGCAGCCUGAUGAAGCGAUUUAUGCCAAAAUGAUGAGCAAAAAGCCUGGUGUGUACUUGAACCCCGAGGAGACGGAGCUGGACCUGACGUACCGUAGCAGAUACAAGGAUGUGAAGCUCCCUGAUGCCUACGAGCGCCUAAUUCUGGAUGUCUUUAGCGGAAACCAGAUGCACUUUGUGCGCAGUGAUGAGCUCAGGGAAGCCUGGAGAAUCUUCACCCCUCUCCUCCACCAGAUUGAAGCAGAAAGAACAAAACCGAUCCCUUACAUAUACGGAAGCCGUGGACCGAAAGAGGCAGACGAGCUGAUGAAGAGGGUGGGCUUCCACUAUGGAGGAACGUACAAGUGGGUUAACCCUCAUCCCGUACAACACUCCAAUCUCUGAGCACUGAUUAAGACUUGAUGAAAGUAAAGCGCUUGAGAUUUUUCA